GAAUGUGGGUUUAAAUUUCCUUAUCACGUUGAUGAGAAGAUAACUGUGCUGUUUUUACUUUUGACACACAAAUGUUUACUCAGUUUAUUUUGUUGUUGGAAGACCACCAGAUGUAAAACUCAGGACCUCAAUCACUGACUUUGGAUGAAAUAGAAAGAUACUGGUCUGUCAAAAAUGUUGUCAACUCCUUUUAAAAAUGUUAUUAAGUCUCUGUUGACCAUCAUCUCUGUUAUGCCGUAUGAUCUCUCUGCUGACCCCUGCAACAACUACACUGUGCUGGACAAUGCUUGGAGAGCCACCAACUAUUCCACCAAUUCUUCCUCCUACAAUUGUGACACCUAUGUCAACUGGGCCGGCUGGUAUCGGCUUUACCUUAAUGGCCAAAAUGUCAAAAUGACAGAUACAUGCAUUUUUCGUUCACUGUGUGGUACUGAUAUCCCACUAUGGCUAAGAGGUGGACACCCAAAACCUGAGGAUGGAGUGGUCACCAGAGAUGUUUGUGGUUAUGGGUCCUAUUACUGCUGCUAUUUUCAGUCAUAUCCCAUUAGAGUCAAAGCCUGCACAGGUGGUUAUUAUGUCUAUGAGUUCGUUACACCAACUACAUGCGAUAUGGCAUACUGUGCAGAUGUUAGCAGUGUUAACUCAAUCAACAUAACAAUCAGUUCAACAGACCCCUGCAACAACUACACUGUCCUGAACGAUUCAAGAAGAUCCACCAACUAUUAUUCUUCCUCCCCCAUAUGUGACGCCUCUGUCAACUGGGUCGGCUGGUAUCGACUUUACCUUAAUGGCCAGAGCACUCGAAUGCCAGAAACAUGUGUUGCAGUGAAUAGAUGUGGUACUUCUGCCCCACUGUGGCUAAAUGAUGGACACCCCAAACCAGAGGAUGGAGUGGUCAACAGAUAUGCUUGUGGUCAUACGCAUGAAUCCUGCUGCUAUAUUCAGUCAGAUCCCAUUAGAGUCAAAGCCUGCACAGGUGGUUAUUUUGUCUAUGAGCUUGUUAGACCACCUUACACCUGCUCUGCAUACUGCGCAGAUGAUCUCUCUACUGACCCCUGCUACAACUACACUGCGCUGGACAACGCUUGGAGAGCCACCAACUAUUCCACCAAUUCUUCCUCCUUCACGUGUGACAGAAAUGUCAACUGGGUCGGCUGGUAUCGGCUUUACCUUAAUGGCCAAAACGUUCGAAUGCCAGAAAUAUGUGUUGUUAACAAACGGUGUGGUACUGACUACCCACUGUGGCUAAAAGGUGGACACCCAAAACCCGAAGAUGGAGUGGUAACCAGAUAUGUUUGUGGUCACUGGCAGAAUUACUGCUGCUAUUAUCAGUCAUAUCCCAUUAGAGUCAAAGCCUGCACAGGUGGUUAUUAUGUCUAUGAGUUUGUUACACCAACUACAUGCAAUAUGACAUACUGUGCAGAUGUUGACAGCAUAAACAAAACCUACAUAAGUGUCACGCCAACGAUCACCACACCUGGUUUAAAUAUAACACAGCUUACAAAUUGCACGGGAACUUCUUGCGUACAGAAUCUCCUUGGCCAGUUAGAGAAUAUUACACUUCUCAAUUUAACGGAUGUGACCAAACUUUUGGACAUGGUCUUCAAUACUUCAGAGGAGAUUAACUCAUCAUCCAGUGACACAAAGAAACAAGCGUCAGAUGUGUUAAAAGCUAGUGAGAAGCUUGUGUCCAUGUUGGUGAAGCCAACAAACACCUAUGAAAAUUUCAGUUUCACUCGUGCAGCUGUGGAGGCACAAGUCUUCAUGGUUGGACCGCAGGCCACCUUAAAUAAAAUCCCUGAGCUCUACACAACAAAUGCUUCUAUAGACAUUGAUCUCAUUGGGAUUGCCAAAAACAACAACGGAACAGCUGCCGUGGCUUUCAUGAGCUACAACACAAUGGAGGACCUACUGAAACCAGACUUCUUAAACACAUCAGAUGACACAGUUAAAACCAUGAUGUCCACUAUCAUCUCUGCUACUCUUCCUAAAACUAUCAACACAACCCUCACCAAACCAGUCAACUUCACCCUCAAACACAUCAGAGAGUUUGUAUCUGGAGGAAAUCUUUCCUGUGUGUACUGGAACAUCAGUGAGUGGAUUGUAGAUGGUUGUUCUGUUGUAAAGACCAACAGCAGCUACACCGUGUGUUCAUGUGUUCAUCUGUCAACAUUUGCUCUCAUCAUGCAAACCAGCAGAAGCCCACCAGAGUUAUUUUCUCAGGAUGAUCCCCUGAUUGAGAUGGUGAAUUUGGUGUUUGUGAUCGUGGGUCUGGUGUUUCUUAGUUUGGCUCUAUUGACUUUUGCUUUCUGUCGAUGGAAACCUGGAGUGAACAAUGUAGCUCGAAUCAACCUCUGCAUCAGUCUGCUAUCUGCUCAUCUUCUGUUCUUACUCACACAACAAUUCAUCAAGCUCAUAAAACCUCACAAGGAGUUGUGUGCUGUGAUAUCAGGAGCUCUUCACUUCUUCUUUCUCUCCUGCUUUGUGUGGAUGUUCAUUGAAGCUGUGCUGCUCUUCAUCUGUGUGAAGAACCUAUCACAGAUCAGCUCCAAACAGAGGGUGGUGCUUAACAGUGGAUUCUUGAUUGUGAUUGGAUAUGUUAUUGCUUUUGUUAUAGUGGGCGUGUCUGUUGGAUUGGUUCCUGAAGGUUAUGGCAGCGAACAAUGCUGGAUUAAACAGGAGAGAGGCUUCAUCUGGAGUUUUCUGGGACCUGUUUGCUUUAUUCUUGCAAUAAACACAAUUCUCUUCAUCAAUAUCAUCAUCAGUCUAAACUCAACUCUCAAAAAGCUCAACGCUGAAGUUUCACAAAUGAAACAAACCAAGAUUAUGGUUUUUAAAACUCUGGCCCAGUUUGUGAUUCUUGGUUGUCCAUGGAUUCUGGGUUUCUUCACUGAGAACAAUCAGAUGAUGAAGAUUCUCUUCCUGAUCCUGAACUCACAGCAAGGAACCUUCAUCUUUCUGGUCUACUGUGUCCUCAGUGAUGAGGUCAGACAGCAGUAUGUGAAGUGGAUGAGAGCUCUCCUUCCUUGACUUAAACCCAGAACCAUCAAAGUGCCCUCCAACAAACACUUAUAACUAAAUGCGUUAGGGUGAGGUUGAGAAACUGAUUUAAACACUGUUUUGUAGUUUAUAUUUACAUAAUCAAAAAGAAAUACGUAAAAAGCAACUUCAAAUAUAAUGUCACAUAUUCUCUUUUUCUAUAGCUGUCAGCACUUUUUUAUUUAUUUUUUUUAAAGUAGGGGUGUUAUCAUGAGCUUUUAUGUUUCUCCUUAUAUUGCCUCUAUUAUCCUACAUAAAUAUUUAGUUUUAAUAUAAGAAAUUACAAAAUAUGAGCUAUGCAGAGUUUGUUGUACAAUGACAGAUAAAAUAGAUGUUUCAGCAACACAUUUAUAAAAUAAUUCUAUCUUGCACAUUAAUUGUAUUCUCUUUUCUAUGUGUGAUUUGUGUAUUUGUCUUAUUUUGAUGAUUCAUCAUUAAAUGA
Messenger RNA from Paramisgurnus dabryanus, 3481 nucleotides. NCBI's taxonomy places the organism in Eukaryota, Metazoa, Chordata, Actinopteri, Cypriniformes, Cobitidae. The record is from RefSeq and is a predicted model, not a curated record.